AUGGUAUCAACCAGAUGUGAGCGUGGAUUUGCACGUAAAUGGGAGAGUGAUAUUGAUGAUAUCCAUCAUACAAUGUCUUUGCAUCUGGCAGCUGUAUUCACAUGGGACUCGCUACAGGAGACAGUGGCAGCUCGACAGCUCCAUCGCAGGGGGCCCGUGGGAAGCCUUCCAAGCACUUCCCGACAAGGACACGGGGAGGGUGCUGUGGGUCAAGGUGAACACACUGUUCCCUUGCUCUGUCCUGCCAGCAGUCGGCAGAGCAGCACUGGGGCAAAUGGGAGUCACGGAAGCCUCGGGGAAGCUGGCUCUGUGGCGCAGCUCCAGAGCUGGCCACAGGCUCAUGCUGGGACGGGAUGCAGUAUGGGGGAGGCUUUACUGAUUUUGAUAACACAUCUGAAUUAUAAUCACCUCCCCAAGUCUAUUUUCAAGGAAAAAGUAGUGCUGUUUCAAAACCCUAAAGAUACAGCUGUUUCAUUUUUCCAUUUCCGUAACAAUGGAAUGCAAAGUGUCCCCAAUUACUGCUCCAGGGAUGAGUUCUUCUUCAGCUGGGGAUUCUCUUUUGAUCCUGCAGUCACCUGGAACAAACACAUUGAAGAUAAGAAUAUUAUGGUCAUAGUAUAUGAAGACCUGAAAGGGAACCUGACUGCCAGUGUAAAGCAGAUAGCUGCAUUCUUUGGAUUCUCACCAACAGCUGAGCAGAUCCAGGCCAUUGCAGGAAGGCACACUUUCCACCAGGAAAAAGCUCAGGAGACUCAUGGUGCUGUUGGUUUGAUUCUUUUCCAUAAAGCUGUUUUUGGAGACUGGAAGAAUGUUUUUGCUGAAGCUCAGAACCAGAAAUUGGCUGCUAAAUUCACAGUGUGCUUAGAAGUAGCUAAGCUGGGAGUGAAGUUUAAAUAUGAUGUGUAUUGCAAUGCCUGA
Vidua macroura (Pin-tailed whydah) is the source of this 918-nucleotide messenger RNA. RefSeq names its product sulfotransferase family 6B member 1 (gene SULT6B1). NCBI's taxonomy places the organism in Eukaryota, Metazoa, Chordata, Aves, Passeriformes, Viduidae. Gene Ontology annotation, molecular function: sulfotransferase activity. The record is from RefSeq and is a predicted model, not a curated record. Gene Ontology annotation, cellular component: cytoplasm. Gene Ontology annotation, biological process: sulfation.